This is a messenger RNA of Gaeumannomyces tritici R3-111a-1, 1697 nucleotides long. RefSeq lists its product as hypothetical. The record is from RefSeq and is a predicted model, not a curated record. The coding region runs from base 116 to 1009 and encodes 297 amino acids. Lineage: Eukaryota; Fungi; Ascomycota; Sordariomycetes; Magnaporthales; Magnaporthaceae. The transcript has a single exon.
CGAGGGCCAACGAGACGGCCAAGAUUUGGGCUGGGAACAACAAAAAGCUGCAGCUCGUUUUCCACGCCUACCCACGACCACGCCUAAAUGACGAUAUAACGCAGCAAUCCCUACCAUGGCCGAUAUCAUAGAUCCUCCCCGCAGCAGCCAGAUUAUCUUGUGGCUCCACAAACUACCAGAAAAUAACGAGGCAUACCAACCCGAAAUGCCAUUAACGCCCCCUAUUUCUCUGUCGCCCAAGAGGAGAAAGCGUUCCGAAAACGAUGACGAUGACGACGACCAAGAGACGACGCCGAUACCGGCGACCAGAGCCGAACCACGGCAAUUGGCUCCGAUCCCUUUACGCUUUCAACAAGCAGCUUCCGCCUACUCCAGUUCCACGACCUCCCAGUCCCGAACUUCUUCUCGAACCUCGACCAGAAGCCGCGCCACGAGCCCCGUCAAACGUACCGUGAACCUUGAAUUCCUUUCCAAGCCGGUACAUUUUGAGGAACCGGGCGACGACCUAGACGCACAACUUACCGACGAUGCUGCCCGCGAGCUGCUCUCCCAUAUCACGCGCAUCACGAAGUGGAAGACAAAGUUCCUGCCCGCCGAAGCGUGCGACAUCAUCCAGGCAAAUGUCCCCGACGGGAAGAACUGGCCGAGCCAGUGGUUCCGGCCAAAGGGUGAUCAAAACAAGGCCGAGGACGGGGAAAAGAAAUUGGCGGCACAGAUACAAUUCGCAGCGCUUUCCGAGAUCGUGUUCGAGACCAAGGCAUCGAUCAAACGGAUCCGCCACGAGCUCGCCUGGAAGCUGUACUUUGCAUGCGACAGGGGCCACGAGAUCGAAAUCAUCGGCCCAAUUACCAUUGGAAGCACCGACACGCUCGACUCAGCGUACUCCCUCUUCGCCGUGCUGGUCGAGAUCUGCAAAUGGGUGGAGGGGCCUUACCGCACCUGGUGGGAGACUAUACUUGGGGUGGCGAAGGACAGCUCAGGGGGGCCGGGUGGAGAUUCAGGAGCUUGAUAGCCAACCACACAACAGGCGGAGGGCUGUCAGGCGAGUGUUCCGUUUAAAGUGCGAGGCAAAGAGGCAGGGCUGCAGUAGGCCACGGAUUGAUUGACUAUCUAGAAGUGGUAGGAAAAGUUCUAGAUCAGUGCGUGGCACCGGGGCCUGCAGACGUGCGCUUCAGUCAGCUCGUAGUCGUUUGGCAGGUUUGUGAACUGCUUCUUGGCCAUCUGGACCCGGCACGGGCUCGAGAUGUAGUACACCUGGUUCUCCUGCAGCAGCUCGUAGAACUUGUCGCACUCGUUGUUGAACCCGGUCGCCUUGAUCUCGCCCGUCUCGUCCAGCAGGUUGACGCUGAACAGCUUGCCCUUUUCGCUCGGCUUGUGCCACGUCCUGAUGUCCGACUUGCUCGUAACGCGGGCCUUGAUCGCCCACUUGUGCUGGUAGGGGGAGAUCGACUCUAUGGGAUAGACGACAGCGUUUGGGUUGCUAGCCGGGCCGCUGCGGCCGCCACCACCACCACCUCCUCCUCCUCCGCUGCCAGCCUCGCCGCCCAUUCCUCGUGACGGGAUCUGGUUGCGUAUUUGGGGCUUGACCUCGGGCUCCAUCUCGGGCUCAGGCUUGGCGCCGUAGAAGCCCGUGCCUCCGAUGGUGGUGCUGGUGGCCGGCUCUCCCCUGGCCUCGACGCUCGCGGGCUCGCCGAGCU